AUGAUUGUUAGGAGUACGGCAAGGCUGGCUAGGCUCGGCGGAGUUUCUUUGAGACGCUUUACCCCUGGUGUAACAGUUCAACUUAGAAAGAAUGGAACUAAGAAAGAUAGCUCAUAUGAGCAGGGAAAGGAGAACAUCAAGAAUACAGCACCUAUAUAUGGACAGAAAAGGUGGGUAUACACGGUUGCUGGUUUAUCACUUUUAGGUUUUGCUAUAAGGCAAUACUAUUGGUCUAGCAAAAACCAGUUACCACCAUCAGUUGCAGAAAAUGUGCGAAAAGCAGUCUGGCAUGAAAGUGAUCAAGGUGGGAACAAUUACAGAAAGGCAUUACAGUAUUAUAUUAUGGUAAUCGAUGAGCUCUCGAAUUCAAAUUUUGACGCACUUAGCGAUGAGUAUACAAGGUUGGAAUUAAAGCUUGCAGAGAUGUAUGAAAAGCUUGGUAUGAUACAGGAGUGUAAAGACGUGUUCAAGGAAUUAUUAUCAAGGUUUUACGAAGCGUUGUUAACAACCAACAAAGUCCUGGAGGAUAAAAGGUCUGAUCUCAUAAGGAAAGAUUUGAGAGUUUUGAUUAAAUCUUUAGAAUUAAACACCGAUGUAGAAUAUGGUAAAAAGUUGUUGCUAUCUCAUCUCUUACUAGUCCAGGAGGAGAUCUUAACUAGGUCACCAGAAUUGAAACAAUUCUUUGAAAAUAGGAAGAGUAAAGCUGAAGAAGCAACAAAGUCGUCAUUGCAUAUGCCAAGACUAUAUGAUGCCGAUUCCUUCGAGGCAUUUGUAAACGAAAAGAACAUAAAAUUGGAUGAGAACGGAUAUAUGAUUUUAGACCUUUCAAAGAACAGUAGUGCGUGGGAGCCUUACAAAGAAGAAUUUUUCACGGCAAGAGAUCUAUACACUGCAUAUUGCUUAUCAUCCAAGGACAUUGCAGCCGCAUUGAGUUGCAAAUUAACCAGUGUCGAAUGGAUGGUUAUGGCAGACAUGCCCCCAGGACAAAUCCUAUUAUCGCAGGCCAACUUAGGAUCAUUAUUAUAUUUGCAGGCAGAAAAAUUUGAUUCGGAUAUAUUAAAGUUACAAAAGAAGAUUGAGGAAGAUGCCGAGCUGAAAGAGAACCCUGCUAUCCUAAAAGCAUUACGUUUUCUUCAUAAAAAUCGCGACUCUUGUAUUAAGAUGGCAUAUAAAUCAUAUGAAAGUAUCGUCUCCUUCUAUAAAAAGAAUACCAAACUAAGGUUUCAUACAAAAGAUCAACUAGAUCCAUCAGUUGUUCAAGCCAUUGCUUUGUCAAUAUAUGGUCUCGGUGUUUUAAAUUUGCAUGAUGGAGUUUAUGUAAAAGCUGAGACACUAUUGAAGGAUGCACUCUCGCUUUCGAAGGAUACGGAAUUUGUCGAACUAUCUAAAGAGGCAGAAUUAGAGUUGAAAAAAGCCAUGUCAUUAAAAGUUCAAAAACAACAACAACAAGAUGUCUAG
Nakaseomyces glabratus is the source of this 1458-nucleotide messenger RNA. RefSeq names its product Mgr3p (gene MGR3). Lineage: Eukaryota; Fungi; Ascomycota; Saccharomycetes; Saccharomycetales; Saccharomycetaceae. Gene Ontology annotation, biological process: protein quality control for misfolded or incompletely synthesized proteins. The record is from RefSeq and is a predicted model, not a curated record. Gene Ontology annotation, cellular component: i-AAA complex. Gene Ontology annotation, molecular function: misfolded protein binding.